GUGCGCGUGCGAGGACGAAAAGCUGUCAUCUGAAUAUAUGAUACUUAAAUCGUCGAUAUAAAACGCCCCCUACCCCAUGCGUUUUAGAUUACCCGGCUAUGUUUGGCUCUUCCGGUUAAGUAGCCUUACCGGUGAACUGCGCUUGUCCGCGAGUCCCUCCUGCCGUUUGAGACCAGCAUUUCACACCGGUCCUCCCUUACUCUUCGCCCGGAAAUUCACGAUGCAGUCGAGCCAAAAUGUGACCAGCAGCGACGGUUGUGGAAAGGAGGGCUUGGCUGAGGCAGAGAAUCCAAGGCCGGGGCUGUUCAGGACCAUUCCGGCUGUCACAGCAGAAGAUGCGGGUCCUCCGCUGGAGAACAAAUUCCUGGGAGUUGUCGCUAACGAGAGAAACUUGAGGACCCCGAGCCCUCUGUUUGGGGGAAAUUACGAUGACGACUCGGAGGCAGAGGCUUUCCGGGAUGGAAGAUCCGAGGAGGUCGACCGGGACACCAGGGGCAGGGCGUUUGCCUGGUGCCGAGACUUUCUGUCAGGGGCCUGGAAGACGAUCGAUGAGGAGGAUUUUCAAAUUAGCAUUGUCAGCGGUGGACUGAGUAAUCUGCUGUACCUGUGUUGUCUGCCCCACCACGUGAGAUGUGUGGGAGGGGAACCUCGCCAGGUGCUCCUCAGAGUCUAUGGUGCCAUCCUACAGGGAGUGGACUCCCUGGUGUUGGAGAGUGUGAUGUUUGCCAUCCUGGCAGAACGAACACUAGGACCAAAACUUUAUGGCAUCUUCCCCGAGGGACGCUUGGAAGAGUACCUUCCGAAUACCUGCAUGCGCACAGAUCAACUCUCAGAUUCAGCCAUAUCAGCUGAGAUUGCCACCAAGUUGGCACGUUUCCAUAAAAUGAGCAUGCCCUUUAACAAAGAGCCUAAGUGGCUGUUUGGGACCAUCGACAAAUACAUGGAUCAAGUGAUGAAUCUCAGUUUUACACGUGAAGCACAUGUGAAGAAAUACAAUAAGCUGAUGAAGCACGACCUGCCUGCUGAGCUUGAGAGUCUCCGUGCCUUGCUGGCAGCGACUCCAUCGCCAGUGGUGUUCUGCCACAAUGACGUCCAGGAAGGUAACAUUCUGAUACUGGACAAGGAGGACCAUAACUCAAGAGACAGACUCAUGCUGAUCGACUUUGAGUACAGCAGUUACAACUACAGGGGUUUUGACUUCGGGAACCAUUUCUGUGAAUGGAUGUAUAACUACACCUAUAACCAGUGGCCCUUCUACAAAGCCACAGUGGACGACUAUCCUACCAGAGAGCAGCAGCUUCAUUUUAUCAGAAGUUAUUUGGCAGAACAGAAAAAAUACACUGCCAUUACCGUGGACCAGACACAACUGGAAGAGGACAUGAUAGUUGAAGCUAACAGGUAUGCACUGGCGUCACAUUUCCUCUGGGGGCUGUGGUCCAUCAUUCAAGCAAAGAUCUCCAAGAUUGAGUUUGGAUACAUGGACUAUGCCCUGUGUCGUUUUGAUGCCUACUUCAAGCUCAAAAAGCUCUGGUCCUGAUUUCCACCAUGUGAAUCCGAAUCUAAUGUCUCUAUUUUCAACCAUGUGAUAUCGACACUCUGGUCCUAUGCAGCUCUGCUUAUGACAAGCAAUGUGUGGUGAAGGAUCGACAUUUACAUUUUAACAUGAUACAGGCAAUCCAUUUUAUUUAAGUACCUUUACACAUCGUGUGAAGGAGCACUUAUUAGAGCAGUUAUAGCUCUACAGCAUUUAAUGUUUUUCUGUUUCAAUCAUUUGAAGGGCUCAGUCAAUGUGAUGGUCAGCUGCUGUGAUGGAGAAUGGUGAUUGCCAGAGUAUCUGUGUCUUGUAAUUUCAGACGGUAAAUCUCACUGUUAAAAUAAUUUUUGUUUACUAAAACAAAUAGUAUUAAGUUCAGUGUGAAAGGCUUUUGUAUAUCUCUUUAAUUUAGUUUUUUCAGUCAUUCUACCUCUCUCUUUUCUUUUGGUGUUCAUUCUACAUUAGACUUUUUCUUUCACGGUCCAAUAACUUUAAGUUAAAUACUUAACCUACAUUCAGCAAGUUAUUGCACGAGGGCUAUUUUAUACAGUAUCACUGUAGUCAACAAUACUGUCAAUGUAACCAUUAGAACAGUUCCAAAGUUUAAGACAGUUAAGUUAGUAACAUUAGAUCUGUAUUAACUGUACAUUUCUGCCGCACCUUUAACUGUUAUUCGGUUUGUAUUACCUUUCGUGUUGAUGAUGUUUUUCAGAGCUGUUUCUUGUGUUCUGCUUUUGUCUUGGCUGAGAACCAUAACCUAGAAUAUUUAAAUGUUUGUCAUUCUACCUACUGAAUUAGGUUAACUAUAAUGUCUAUGCGGCACAUAUAUGCAACCUCGUCAAUCUGAAUUGCUUAAAUUAGAAAAUCUGUAUUAUAAUAAAGUCACAACACGACUUUCCCUUUUGCUUGUUUGAAUGUGAAGCAGGGUUUUGACAUUUUCUCGAAGCUUUUUUACUUCCUUUUUUAAUUUCCUUUAUGAUUCUUGUAUUUAUUUACACCGUCUCCUGUAUUUGUCAGACUGCACUGCCAUCAGUUAAUGUCAUGAUAUCCUUGUUUUACACUUAGCUACAUCAGUGUACUUUUGAGAAUGUACUAGACUUAACUGUGCCUCAUUAACUACCUGUAGCUGUUUUUUUUUUAAAUUGACAAUGUUUCAGUACCAUUUCUAUCUUUUAAAACUCUGUAUUGUAUUGGUCCUCUUUGCACUACUAAAAUUUAAAUUUAAAAGCUAAUAAAAAGAUGUGCUUAGAA
Messenger RNA from Epinephelus lanceolatus (giant grouper), 2785 nucleotides. It is a transcript of the gene chkb, whose product is annotated as choline kinase beta. NCBI's taxonomy places the organism in Eukaryota, Metazoa, Chordata, Actinopteri, Perciformes, Serranidae. The record is from RefSeq and is a predicted model, not a curated record. Gene Ontology annotation, cellular component: cytoplasm. Gene Ontology annotation, molecular function: choline kinase activity; ethanolamine kinase activity. Gene Ontology annotation, biological process: CDP-choline pathway; phosphatidylethanolamine biosynthetic process.